CGGCUAUGUAUAUAGAACCAUGAGCACACAUCUAAGCAUCCACACAAGAAAUGCAGUUCUUUACCAAACAAAACUUGAGCACAAAUUUGUCAAUGGAUUCUUCCGUAUCCGAGAUGCUUCAAUUGCCAUCCUUUUUUGUCGUCUUAGCUUCUUUUUUCUUCUUAUUGAUGCUUUUCAAAUACUGGAACAAAUCUCAAGCCAAAGGCCUGAGCAAGUUGCCGCCUGGGCCAAAGCAGCUGCCUAUUAUAGGGAACGUGCACCAGUUGAUUGGUGCCCUACCACAUCAUGCUGUCACCGACUUGUGCAACAAACAUGGUCCUGUCAUGAAACUGCAACUGGGGGAAAUUUUUGCCGUGAUCAUUUCAUCACCGGAAGCAGCCAAAGAGGUCUUGAAGACGAGCGAGAUCAGCUUUGCGCAAAGGCCAGAAGUGUAUGCAGUUGAAAUAAUGGCAUACGAUCAUUCAAGCAUCGUGUUUGCUCCUUACAAUGAGUACUGGAGACAACUGCGAAAGAUAUCUGUGAUGGAGCUCUUAAGCGCUAACCGUGUCCGAUCGUUCAGAUCGAUAAGGGAACAGGAGGUGUGGAAUCUUGUCGAGUUCAUCGCCUCCUCCGAGGGACAUACCAUAAAUUUGAGUGACAAGAUAUACACCAUGACAAAUGAUGUGGUUUCUAGGGCAGCUUUUGGUAAUAAGUGCAAAUACCAACAUGAGUUUACAUUAUUGCUUGGGGAAAUUAUACUUCUUGCUGGAGGCUUUAACAUCGCUGACUUGUACCCUUCUCUUACAUUUCUUCGUUCCAUGAGUGGGAUGCAGCCUGCAUUGAUGAAAAUUCAGAAAAAAAUUGACGAGAUUCUUCAAGAUAUUGUGAGGGAGCAUAACAUGAAAAGAGAAGCUAGUAGAAAAAGCUUUGGUAGGCUUGGUGAAGAUGAGGAAGAUCUGCUUGACACGCUUCUGAAUUAUGAGGAGGCCAAUAAGCAUGAGUUUCAUCUCACAACCGAUCAAAUCAAAGCCGUCACUAUGGAUAUUUUUUCAGCAGGAAGUGAGACUUCAGCAACCACAAUGGAAUGGGCAAUGUCAGAGCUUCUGAAAAACCCUAGAGUAAUGGAGAAGGCGCAAUUGGAGGUGCGACAAGUAUUCGAAGGAAAAAACAAAAUCGAAGAGGAAGAUGUUCAAAAGUUACAUUACUUGAAAUUAGUCAUGAAGGAAACUUUUCGGUUCCACCCUCCGGGUCCUUUAAUCCCCAGAGAGGCAAGGGAAAGAUGUGAAAUUGGUGGAUAUACAAUACCAGCCAAGACCAAAAUCCUCAUCAAUGCCUAUGCAAUAGGGAGAGAUCCAAAACUUUGGGCCGAUCCUGAAAGCUUUCAACCAGAGCGCUUUCAAGGUUCUUCCAUUGACUUUAAAGGCAACAAUUUUGAAUUGCUUCCAUUUGGUGCAGGUAGGAGGAUUUGUCCAGGCAUCUCAUUUGCUACUUCAAACAUUGAGCUUGGACUUGCUCAACUAUUGUACCACUUUAACUGGAACCUUCCAAAUGGGACUAAACUAGAAGCCCUCGACAUGGCUGAGAAUUUUGGAAUGACGGCUAGAAGAAAGAACAAUUUGCAUUUGAUUGCCACUACUUAUAUUCCUUUCAACAAAUGAGACACUAUCUAAAAGAAUGAUGUAAUAAAUAGAAGAAUGAUGUAAUCUUAUUAUG
Molecule: messenger RNA, 1692 nt
Organism: Prunus dulcis (almond)
Lineage: Eukaryota; Viridiplantae; Streptophyta; Magnoliopsida; Rosales; Rosaceae
Product: premnaspirodiene oxygenase-like
Exons: 2
Coding region: 51-1637 (528 amino acids)
Molecular function (GO): iron ion binding; oxidoreductase activity, acting on paired donors, with incorporation or reduction of molecular oxygen; monooxygenase activity
Source: RefSeq, a predicted model, not a curated record